AUGACGCUUGUAAUUUAUCUGACUGGCCUGGCCCUGGUUUUAAUGAAGGUCCAUGCAGCCCCAUCAAACGGAGAAAAACUGGUGCAAACCACCAGGGUCAGGAGACAAGCCCCAGAGGGCGACAGCAGCCUAGGCAACCAAACCCAGCCCAUGAUCUUCAACCACGUGUACAAUAUCAACGUACCUCUGGAAUCCCUCUGUUCUGUGGAUCUGGAGUCCACUACAGACCAAGGGACAAAGGGGGAAACCGGGGGUGACAAGACCCCAACGGAGUACACAGAGCAGACGGUGGACGCGGACAGUCAGGUGACUUUUACCCACCGCAUCAACAUCCCCAAACAGGCCUGCGGGUGCCCUGCCGCCACCGCCAUGCAACAGCUGGCCACUCGAAUUGAGAUGCUGGAGAGGGAGGUGUCGCUGCUCCGUGCCCAGUGCAGUCCCAGCUGUUGCGGAGAGAGCUCUGCCAUUGGUCGACUGGACUUCGUCCCUCACUGCAGUGGCCACGGGACCUUCAGCAUGGACAUCUGUGGGUGUGUGUGUGAGGAGGGUUGGACAGGUAAAAACUGCUCUGAACCACGCUGCCCGGACGACUGCUCUGGUCAGGGAGUGUGCAUAGAGGGCGAAUGCGUCUGCGACCGGGACUUUGGAGGAGAAAACUGUUCCGAGCCUCGGUGUCCUAGCGAUUGCUCCGACAGAGGGCUGUGCAUUGACGGAGAGUGUGUUUGUGAAGAGGCUUUUUCAGGAGAGGACUGUUCACAGGGCAGAUGCCUGAAUGACUGCUCAGAUCAAGGCCUCUGCGUGAAUGGAAGCUGCCAGUGUCGGCCUGGCUUCAUGGGGGACGAUUGCUCUGUGGUCUUCUGUGCCAACAACUGCAGUCAAAAAGGAGUCUGUAAGGAUGGCUUUUGUGUUUGUCAAGAGGGCUACGCUGGAGACGACUGUGCCUCAGUGGCGUCUCCCGUCAAUCUAAAAGUUCAGGGAGUAACAGAGACCACCAUUGAUCUAGAGUGGGAGGGGUCAGUGGUGCUGACAGACUACCUAAUCACUUAUGCCCCCACAAGCCCCGGCGGCGUACAGCUGGAGAUUAGGGUGCCAGGCAAUGUCACCAACACCACCAUUAAGGAGCUGGAGCCUGGCAUUGAGUACAACAUCAACGUCUACGCUGUCCUUAACAAUGUCAUCAGUGUACCUCUCAGUGCCCAGAUCUCAACCUAUCUCUCAAAUCCAGACGGUUUACUCUUCAAAUCCAUCACAGAGACAUCCGUAGAGGUUCAGUGGCAACCCUUGGACUACUUGUUUGAUGGCUGGGAAAUAAGCUUCAUUCCCAAGGAUAAUGACGGAGGGAUGACGGCCCAGUUGCCAAGCACCAUCACCUCUUUCCACCAGACGGGACUCAGACCAGGAGAAGAAUAUACGGUCAGUCUGGUCGCCCUCAAAGACCAGGGCAGGAGCCAACCCGUGACGGCCACCGUCACCACACUGAUUGAUGGACCAACUGAACUUAUAGUGAGAGAUGUGUCAGACACAGUGGCAUUUGUUGAGUGGACUCCGCCCAAGGCUAAAGUAGACCAGAUCAUACUUCGCUACUGCCUCAUAGGGGACGAUGGACCGAAGACCACUUUUCGGCUACAGCCAACUUUGAGCCAGUACUCCCUGCAGGUCCUACGGCCUGGAUCCCGCUAUGAAGUGUCCGUCAGUGGGGUCCGUAAGGGAAACGAGAGCGGGGUUGUCUCUACAGAGUUCACCACAGAGAUUGACGCGCCUAAGAACCUACGGGUGCUCUCUAAGACCUCCACCACGCUGGAGCUGGAGUGGGACAACAGUGAGGCCGAGGUGGAAGGAUACAGCGUGGUCUACAGCACACUGGCAGGAGACCAGUAUGACAAGAUCAUCGUCCCACGCAGUGAAGGAGCCACCACCACAACCACUCUCACAAAUCUACUCCCUGGGACUGAGUACGGCAUAGGGAUAUCUGCAAUUCUUGGUGUCAACCAGAGCACACCAGCGACUAUGAAUGCCCGGACAGGUCUAGACAUCCCCAUGGACCUGACCGUGACCGACUCGACAGAGAACUCCAUCACCUUGCUGUGGGGCAUGGUACAAGGUCCCAUUGACCACUACCGGGUCACUUACACCUCUUCCUCGGGAGUGACCACAGAACUAACUGUACCCAAGGACACCAACACAGCUACUCUACCUGAUCUGGAGCCAGGCACAGAGUACACCAUUAGAGUGAGUGCGCAGAGAGGAAGGCAACAGAGUGCAGCCGCCACUAUUGACGCCUUCACAGGGUUCCGCCCUGUUACACAGCUCUAUUUCUCUGAUGUCACGUCUGAUUCUGUGACCGUGGCCUGGGGUGCUCCCGCCCCGCCCGCCGAUGCAUUCAUCUUGAGCUACAGCACCCUGGAUGCUAGUGAUAGUUCCCAGGUCACACUGGAAGGCGUGAAAACAAGAACCACACUUACAGACCUGUUGCCUUCCAGGCAGUACGCAGUCACCUUGCUAACGCUACACGGAGACGCAACCUCCGAACCGAUCACAGGCACGGUCAUCACAGGUAUGGACCCUCCUAAAGAUCUGACCGUGUCGUUGGUGAUGGAGGAUUCGGUUACCCUGACGUGGGCUCAGCCUCUCGCACCCUUUGAUUACUACAAAAUGUCUUACCAAUCAUCCAAAGGCAGAAUGGACAGUGUGGUGAUAGACAAGGAUAUCACAAACUACACCCUGACCAACCUUCAUCCAGCAACGGAGUAUGAGAUUAACUUAAAUGCAGUACGGGGAAGCCAGGAAAGCAAGGUUGUCACCACCAGUGUCUUCACAGCCAUGGACAUGCCGACGGAUCUGACCGCCUUGAACGUCACGCCUCAGGGGGCUUUGCUUCGUUGGAACGCACCGCUCUCCAGCGUGGACAACUACGUUCUCAUGCUAACCCGUAACCAAGUGACAUCAGACACUAUACUGGUGGAUGGUAACAAGCAAGAACAUCAGUUAAGCAAGCUCAUCCCUAGUACCACCUAUUCAGUGGUUCUCUACGCCACCAAGGGGCCCCUAACCAGUGGCAUUGUCGUCAUCAACUUCGUCACACCUAUGGAUGCGCCCCAGAAUCUGACCGCCAGCGAAGUCAAUCAUCGGAGCGCCCUCAUCUCUUGGCAACCGCCAAUCGCAGACAUCGACAACUACAUGCUAACUUACAAGUCAGCCGACAGCAGCCGCAAGGAGCUGAUUCUGGAUGCUGAGGACACAUGGAUUCGUCUGGAAGGACUGGCGGAGACUACAGAGUACACGGUCAGGCUGCAGGCUGCCCGGGGCCUGGAGACCAGCGCUAUCGUUUCCACCACUUUCACCACAGGAAAUCGCUUGUUUGCCAUGCCUCAGAACUGCGCGCAGCACCUCCUGAACGGAGAAUCCCUUAGCGGCGUCUACACCAUCUACAUUAACAGGGAUCCCAGCCAGGGCGUGCAGGUCUACUGCGAUAUGACCACCGACGGCGGGGGCUGGAUCGUCUUUCAGCGACGCCAGAACGGCCUUACGGACUUUUCGAGGAAGUGGAACGACUACCGCAUAGGCUUCGGUAACCUGGAGGACGAGUUUUGGCUAGGCUUGGACAACAUUCAGAAGAUUGCGGCUCAAGGUCGCUACGAGCUGCGUGUGGACAUGAGAGAUGGCCAAGAAUCAGCGUAUGCCAACUACGACAGGUUUUCCAUUGGAGAUGCCAGGAGCCUCUACAAACUGAGGAUAGGAGAGUACAAUGGCACUGCUGGUGACUCUCUGAGUUACCACCAGGGCCGACCGUUCUCCACGAAAGACAGGGACAACGACAUCGCGGUCACCAACUGUGCCCUGUCAUACAAAGGAGCCUGGUGGUACAAAAACUGCCACAGAGUCAAUCUCAAUGGCAAAUACGGAGAGUCAAGACACAGUCAGGGCAUUAACUGGUACGACUGGAGAGGACACGAAUUCUCCAUCCCAUUUGUGGAGAUGAAGAUGAGACCUUUCAACUACCGUAACAUCACUAGCAAGCGAAGGAGGUCCGCUCCUCUAUAA
This is a messenger RNA of Chanos chanos (milkfish), 4041 nucleotides long. It is a transcript of the gene tnr, whose product is annotated as tenascin R (restrictin, janusin). NCBI's taxonomy places the organism in Eukaryota, Metazoa, Chordata, Actinopteri, Gonorynchiformes, Chanidae. Gene Ontology annotation, molecular function: protein binding. The transcript has 21 exons. The record is from RefSeq and is a predicted model, not a curated record. The coding region runs from base 1 to 4041 and encodes 1346 amino acids.